GCACGAAACCCUAUAAGAUCCUCGAUCCCUUGGGGGAAAUCCUCAGUCAAUCACAAACAACUCCCUACAAUGUCUCCAGCUGCCACCAACGGUUCUUCAGCAAGAAAGCUCGUCUCGGGUGUUUACGUCCCCGUCACCACGUUCUUCAAGGACGACGCUGAUCAGAGUCUCGACCUCGAAACUCAGAAGAAGCACUCUGUUUACCUCGCUCAGUGCGGAUGCAAGGGUAUCGUCGUACAAGGAUCCACUGCCGAGGCAGUCUUCCUUACUCGUGAGGAGCGAGCGCAGAUUACCCGUGCAACUCGCCAAGCCCUCGACGAGGCCGGCUUCCAUGAUACCCUUGUCAUUUCUGGAUGCGGUUACCUCUCCACCAAGCAGACAAUCGACUACUGUCAAGACGCCGGAAAGGAGGGUGCCGACUAUGUCCUCGUUCUCCCACCUUCGUACUACCCUAUGCUCACUACCAAGGAGAUCCUCAAACAGUACUACCAAGAUGUCGCUGAGGCCUCUCCCAUCGGUGUCAUGGUCUACAACUUCCCCGGUAUCAUGAACGGCGUCGACAUGGACUCUGACUUGAUCAUUGACAUCGCCUCUUCCAAUAAGAACAUCGUCGGCUGCAAGUUGACCUGUUCUUCCGUUGGAAAGAUGACUCGUAUUGCCGCAACAUUCUCUCAGGAGGAGUUCUUCGUCAUGUCUGGUGCCACCGACCUCUUCAUCUCCUCCCUCAUGGCAGGCGCUGAGGCUGCCAUCACUGGUAUGGGUAACAUCGCUCCCAAGACUUUGGUCAAGUGCCACAGGCUUUGGGCAGAGGGCAACUACAAGGAAGCCAAGAAGCUUGGGCAGAUGCUCAGUAAGGCCGAGUACCCUAUCCUCAAGCACUUCAUCCCCGGAUCCAAGUACGUGAUGGACAAGUACUAUGGCUACGGAGGUAAGCCUCGUCGUCCGCUGUUGCCCGCCGGUAAGGAGAUGAUUCAGGAGUUGGAUGAGAAGUUGAAGGGUAUUAUGGAGUAUGAGAAGUCGCUUUAA
This is a messenger RNA of Saitoella complicata NRRL Y-17804, 1026 nucleotides long. RefSeq names its product dihydrodipicolinate synthetase-like protein. The transcript is spliced from 2 exons. The record is from RefSeq and is a predicted model, not a curated record. Gene Ontology annotation, molecular function: 4-hydroxy-tetrahydrodipicolinate synthase activity. Bases 70 to 1026 code for a protein of 318 amino acids. Lineage: Eukaryota; Fungi; Ascomycota; Saitoellomycetes; Saitoellales; Saitoellaceae.